Babesia bovis T2Bo is the source of this 451-nucleotide messenger RNA. RefSeq names its product U6 snRNA-associated LSM domain family protein. Bases 27 to 311 code for a protein of 94 amino acids. NCBI's taxonomy places the organism in Eukaryota, Apicomplexa, Aconoidasida, Piroplasmida, Babesiidae. The transcript is spliced from 3 exons. Gene Ontology annotation, biological process: mRNA splicing, via spliceosome. The record is from RefSeq and is a predicted model, not a curated record. Gene Ontology annotation, cellular component: U4/U6 x U5 tri-snRNP complex; U6 snRNP. Gene Ontology annotation, molecular function: RNA binding.
CUGAAAUGUGAACGCCUGCAACUACAAUGGCCCCGUCACUUGAGCAGUUCAUUGAAUGCCAGGUGUGCGUGGUUACAGUCGACGGCAGAGUGUUCAUCGGCGACCUGAAGGGAUUCGAUCAAGUUACCAACCUAGUACUCUACAACUGUGUUGAGCGAGUAUUCCGGAAAGGAGUACCAUUCGAGGACCUGCCGCUAGGGAUAUACCUCAUCAGAGGAGAUAAUAUAGCACUGGUGGGAGAAGUUGAUAUGGAAGUCGACAAGACCCUUGAAGGACUUGAAGCAGAACCUAUCAAACCAGUCAUCUACUGAGUCCGUACAGGCUCCACGUUGAAGAAGCAGUUGACAGCAUACUUAGUCCCCGACUUGGGGCACACGCCAGCGUGAACCAUACGAAAGUCUGCAACGCCAUCUUCCGUAGUGUUCUUCCAAUAGAGAGCGCUGUUACCAAC